AUGCAGCUGGACGUAGGGAGGGACGCUCGGACCUGGGGACUCAACCAGUCCUGCUCAUCACAUGGCACAGGAGAGCUCCUCAGGUCAGGACUCAGCCGUCCACCUCUAAAAGACAAGGGAUGUUCAUCUGAAGACAACUAUGUCCACAUGCUGUCCAUGGAGGACACAUGGUCUGAACCAGGAGUAAGAGAAGCCGUCUACGUCAAACUAGAGAAGCCGUCUCUGAACAGGAGGUCAAAGGGGAAUGGAACCCCCACUGUGCACACAGAGACAUUGAGCUGGACACUUGCGCUGGUUGCCAUGGCAGCAGAGCUGACUCAGGACCAGUUGUCUUUGACCAGGAGAGUUGAUGAACAGGCCUCGUUCAGCUGUGGAGGAACUGAUCAGUGUGUCUGGAUAGACUGGUUUCAGAAGAAAGACACAGGAACGUUCAUACUGAUUCUUGAUAUUUAUGAAAGUGGUGGUUACAUUUAUAAGAAUUACAAUCAUCCUCAGAAAGACGACUUCACAUCUCAGAGACAACAGAACAGCUGGGAGUUGAAGAUAGAGAAAGUUAAACACUCUCAUGCAGCCACGUACUACUGCGCCUGUUGGUUGAUCUUCGGCUCAGGAACCAAAUUGUUCGUAGAUGAUCGUCCGCUGGUGACCCCGGUGGUGAGCGUGUACCCGGCAGCUUCCAUCGCCGCCCUGGACGGGAAGAGCUCCCUGCUGUGUGUGGCCUCCAACAUGGUUCCUCCUCUGGUCCAGUUCUCCUGGACAAGACAGAGGGAGGGUGGUCCUCUGGAGACGCUGUCCUCUGCUGAUGGAGAGCAGCUGGAGCUCAGAGGGACAGGACGCACCGCCGCCAUCAUGGUGGUCGACCGGCACGCUUCCUACACAUACAACUACACCUGCCACGUCCGGCAUGAGGGAGGCACAGUGGAGGCUCCGGCAGAGCAAGCACCAACGACUCAAAUACCGACGGCUCCACCACAGCCGGCUCCGGCGGCCGUGGCCUGGUCUCAGCGGCAGGUGAAGCUGCUGUGUCUGCUCUACACGCUGCUGAUGGUGAAGAGUCUGGUUUACUGCGGUGGACUCGCUCUGAUCCACAUCCUGAGGAACCGGGAGCGUCCAGCCGCUGCUCACCAGACGACCGAGUUUCCUGCAGCAGCUUCAACUUCUCACUGA
Limanda limanda (common dab) is the source of this 1167-nucleotide messenger RNA. RefSeq lists its product as uncharacterized. The transcript is spliced from 5 exons. The record is from RefSeq and is a predicted model, not a curated record. Lineage: Eukaryota; Metazoa; Chordata; Actinopteri; Pleuronectiformes; Pleuronectidae. Bases 1 to 1167 code for a protein of 388 amino acids.